UGUACAGCUGGAGGAAGAUCAGCUCACAAAUCAACUCAGCUCAGCUCAAAAAAAUCAGUCCCACCAUCAAGGGAGUCUAUCUACUAUACGACUAAGAGGUGAGGAUGACAUCCACGGCAGAUCGACUGGCCCAUCAGCAGGAGAGGGAACAGGGUAUUGGCACCAACGAGCAGGCAGUGAAGUUCUCUCAGCAGGAUUAUGAAACAUUGCGGCAGCAGUGUCUGGAGAGUGGACGUCUGUUCGAAGACAACUGCUUUCCAGCUGACAGAAAAUCCCUGGGCUACAAUGAACUGGGACCAUACUCAUCCAAGACCAGGGGGGUGGUUUGGAAGAGGCCAACGGAGCUGUGUUCCAACCCAAAGUUCAUAGAUAAUGGAGCCACAAGGACGGACAUUUGCCAAGGAGCUCUGGGUGACUGCUGGCUUCUGGCUGCAAUAGCCUCUCUGACUCUAGACCACCAGAUCCUGGCUCGUGUGGUUCCUCCUGGACAGAAUUUCACUGAAGAUUAUGCUGGGAUAUUUCACUUCCAGUUCUGGCAGUUUGGUGAAUGGGUGGACGUAGUGGUCGAUGACUGUUUGCCCACCAAGGAUGGCAAACUGCUGUUUGUUCACUCAGCAGAGGGUUCUGAGUUUUGGAGUGCACUGCUGGAGAAGGCCUACGCUAAGGUGAAUGGCUGCUAUGAGGCCCUGGCAGGUGGGAACACUAUAGAGGGUUUUGAGGAUUUCACAGGUGGAAUCGCAGAAAUAUACACCUUAGAUAAGGCUCCACCAGAGCUCUUCCAAAUUAUAAAGAAGGCCCUGAGCCUGGGUUCACUGAUGGGCUGCUCUAUUGAUAUAACCAGUGCCUAUGAGACAGAGGCAGUUACGGCUCUCAAACUUGUUAAAGGACACGCAUACUCAGUCACUGGUGCAGAGGAGGUUCAUUACCGAGGCCAACUGGUUCAGCUGGUCCGCAUCAGGAACCCCUGGGGUCAGGUGGAGUGGACGGGGCCUUGGAGUGAUGGGUCCAGGGAGUGGAACUACAUCAGUGAAGAUGAGAAAUCAAACUUGAAUCAUGUGGCUGAAGAUGGAGAGUUCUGGAUGUCCUACUCAGACUUCAUAAAACAGUUCUCCAAGCUGGAGAUCUGCAACUUGACCCCAGACACACUCAUGGGUAAUAACGUGGGCCAUUGGAACCACUACCAGUUUGAAGGGAUGUGGAGGAUCGGCUCCACUGCUGGCGGCUGCCGCAAUAACCCAGCCACAUUUACAUCCAACCCUCAGUUUGUGGUGUGUCUGGAUGAUGUGGAUGAUGAUCCUCUGGACGGGGAGGAUGGAUGCACAUUUCUGGUGGGGCUGAUGCAAAAGGACGGCCGACAGCAGAGGAGGCUUGAUCGUGAUCUUGAGACCAUUGGCUUUGCCAUCUAUAAGGUCCCAGAUGAGUACAAAGGCAGCAGCAAUAUUCAUCUAGGUCCAGAUGUCCUGCUGCGACAGAGAGCUGUGGCCAUGAGCAGCAGCUUCAUCAACACACGUGAAGUGUGCAACCGCUUCAAACUUCCUCCAGGGGAAUACGCCAUAGUCCCCUCAACCUUCUACCCUCACAAGAAUGGCAGCUUCAUUCUCAGGGUGUUCUCAGAGAAACAGGCCGCAACCAGUCGCCUGGAGGAAGAGAUUGAUGCUAAAAUAGAGGAGGAGGAGAUUUCUGAGAGCGAUGUGGAUCCUCAUUUCAAGCGUCUCUUCAAGCAGAUUGCUGGCAGUGACAUGGAGGUAUCUGUCUUUGAACUGGUUGAAAUACUGAACAAUGUUGUCUCCCACCGGUCUGAUAUCAAGACAGACGGAUUCAGCCUUGAGACAGGUCGACUGAUUGUCAGUCUGAUGGAUACAGAUGAAAGUGCCAGGUUGGGACUGAUGGAAUUCCAUAAGCUGUGGAGCAAAAUCGAGAAAUACCUGGAGAUCUUCAAGACUCAUGACACAGACAACUCUGGCACCAUGAGCUCCCACGAGAUGAGAGGCGCUGCCACUAAAGCAGGUUUCCACAUCAACAGCGCUGUGCUACAGGCCAUCGUCAGUCGCUACGCUGAUGCUCAGUAUGCCAUAGACUUUGACAGUUUUGUGAGCUGCCUCAUUAAACUGGAAAUGCUCUUCAAAAUGUUCAAGGCUCUGGAAAGAGAUGACUCAGGGAAGAUCGAGCUGAACCUGCAACAGUGGCUGUGCCUGGCGAUCUACUAGCUCUGGAGACAAUACAAGCAAGGAUCCCUUUGUGAUAUCAGCUGGAUGAAAUUCAAUCAGUUAACAGUUUCAUUACAGCUCACAUUUAGUUUUAGAAAAUAAGUAAACCAAAUGAGAGAGGCAUUUCUCAUACACUCUAUAAGUACCAAAUGCUUAAAAUGGCUGAACUUUGUGAGCAAACUUAAAUGAUAUUUGCUGAACUUGUUUUUGGAGAAAGGCUGUGUUGUAUAACUCAUAUGUAUUAUCUCAUUUUUUAAAUCUACUUUUUUCUGUCACUUUUUUUUUUUUUCUUUUCCUUGGGGGGUUUGCUUUUUUAGCUGUCGCAAAACUUGUGUCAAAUGAUAGAAAA
This is a messenger RNA of Toxotes jaculatrix (banded archerfish), 2556 nucleotides long. Its product is annotated as calpain-2 catalytic subunit-like. Gene Ontology annotation, molecular function: calcium ion binding; calcium-dependent cysteine-type endopeptidase activity. Lineage: Eukaryota; Metazoa; Chordata; Actinopteri; Toxotidae. The record is from RefSeq and is a predicted model, not a curated record. Gene Ontology annotation, cellular component: cytoplasm. Gene Ontology annotation, biological process: proteolysis. The coding region runs from base 105 to 2207 and encodes 700 amino acids. The transcript has 21 exons.